Messenger RNA from Vespa mandarinia (Asian giant hornet), 2591 nucleotides. RefSeq names its product ankyrin repeat and LEM domain-containing protein 2 (gene Ankle2). Gene Ontology annotation, molecular function: protein phosphatase 2A binding. Lineage: Eukaryota; Metazoa; Arthropoda; Insecta; Hymenoptera; Vespidae. Gene Ontology annotation, cellular component: endoplasmic reticulum. The record is from RefSeq and is a predicted model, not a curated record. Gene Ontology annotation, biological process: negative regulation of phosphorylation.
UAUUAAAUUCAUUUUACUUAAAAAAUACAAGAGUUGUUGAUUAAUGUAUAUUAUUUUUAUUACAAUGUAAGUAUACCAAUAAAUGACGUGUAGAAUAGCAAACAAUUGACUAUAUGCAUUGGUCAGUUUCGUCAUAAUUAACAACUUCAGGAGUUCGUUCUUAUAAAAUGGAAUGUUUUAACAAAAGUUUUUACUCGUCAUUGAUAUUUAUAAAUCAAAUGAUAUAUUAUAUUUUAAUAGUAUUUUAACAAGUGUGAAUAUUUAUUACUAUUCCAUACCAACAAUAUUAUACAUUCUUUAUCAUCGGAUAUACGGCUGUUACUGUUGUUUUUUUUUUGUGGCGUGAUAAUUUUUGUACUAAAAAUAGAUAUUGUGAUUAUAUUAUUAAAGUGUGUAUUGUAUGUAGUUAAGUAUAUGAUUAAAUAUAUAAUAUAAUAAAUAAUCAUCUGACUGAUAAAAACAAUAAAAUAUCACAAAUGGAUAAUGAACAUCUUAAGAAUCAUAACCUCGCAAAUGGAACUGGUUUUCAUGCUGUAUAUAUACCUCAUGAGAACAAUGAAUUGUUAGACAAUAAUACAAAAGAUAAUCUUCAUAUUUAUACAAACAAAGCUGAAGCUUUAAAAGUAAUAAAGGAACAUAAAACAGGACGUCUGAAAACAUUUAAGUCUUAUACUGAUGCUGAAGAAUAUGCAACAACUGGACAUGAACAAACGUACAAUUGUGCUAAUAAUUCUGUUAAUGUAGGAGUCCCUGUGAUCGAAGAAAAAUCAAGUAACUUUAAAGGUCCUAAGACUCAAGAUCUUAUAUGUUUUAAAAAAUUGAUAGAAAGUGGAGAUUUAGAUGCAGUAAAAGAUACAAUUUGGGGAAAUCCUAGAUAUUUAAUUAGCAGUGGAGAUACACCUGCAAUUUUACAAGAAGGUUGUCGAUAUAAUGCAUUACAUAUAGCAGCGAAAGCUGGUUGGGCUGAUAUAUGUGAAUUGAUAUUAAAUGCUAUAGGAGAUACAGAAUUCAUGCAUUUAUUUUAUGGUGAAGAAGGAAAUAAAAGCUAUGUGGAUCGUGCUGAUGUUAUGUUAGAUUUGUAUUUAAAUACACCUGACAAAGGAUUAAAUGAGACACCCUUACACUUUGCAGUUAAAUUUGGUUUUCGAGAUGUAGUUAAAGUUUUUGUUUCUUAUUCACAAUGUAUUAAAACUUUGACUAAUAAGUUUGGCCAAGCACCUGUUGAUAUGAUAUGUAAGCGAAAGUGCCAAGGAAAUGAAUUGCUAAUAAAAGAAAUACGUAUGCUAUUAGAGGAACAGUAUUAUGUUCCAGUAUUGAGAGCUGAUGAUAAAACAAUGCAGCCAACCAUUGGUGAACCAUUUUCUCCAACAAGCCCUUUGAAUUUUAAUAACGAUCCUAUUAGUCCAUGUGUUAAGGUACGUGCAUUUGCUGGACCUAUGACAAAGUCACAAGCAGUAGAAUUUAGGAAAAAAUGGAAAACACCACCACGUCGUUGUAUUACUCCUAUUAAAAAAGAUAUUCAAGAAAUUAAUAUUUUAAAUUCUUCCAACGAAAAUUUAACUUUAAGACUUCAGGAUACAGAAAAAGGACUUGAACGAAUUGGACGAAAUCUUGCUGAAGAAUAUAAAGUAUCUUGGAAAGAAUAUUGGCAUUUCUUGAAUGAUUUUGCUGAUUUUCAUUGUGUUGAUGGUUUGGCAAAAUUGGAAAAAUAUUUGGAACAAAGAUUUGUUAAACAAUCAUAUUACUGUGAUAAGAAAGCAACAAUUGAUAAAUCCAAUAUAGAUUCAAAACCAGACUUUUGUGAUGAGUUUGAUAGACUAUGUCUCAAAUUAAAAUCGAUUUCGUUAUUCAAUAAAUCCGAUGAAAAUGAUAACGAUGAAAAUGUAAUGAAUCUAUCAGGAAUCACAAAUUUAUCCGACGAUUCACAAAAUAAAUUUAGCAUAGAAAAUAAUGAUGAAUUUUUUACUCCACCAUCUACUCCACCAUUGAUACAUUCUGAUUCGGAAGAUGAUAUGUAUACUGCAGAAGAAGGCUGUACAUUGUUUAUUGAAAAUGACAUACCAACAAGAAUUGAUUAUGCUGUAUACAAUGCUGUUUCGCCUUCUAUUGAUCCUGAUACAUAUCCAAACAUUUAUCGUUGGCGACAUGAAAUGCAACUCAUUAUGAAACGUGAUAGGCACAGUUUCAACGUAGUAAAUACUAUUAGAAGAAAAUUAUUAAUGAGUCCAUAAUAUAUUCACGAAUAAAGUGAAGUAUCAAAAGGGCUUGUGAUAAUUCUUAUUUUUAACGCACAGUACGUUUGUAAGAGUUAAAGACUGUAAACAGAAUGGAAAAAAUUAGCAAGAUUUCCAACUCGAUAUUAAAUAAUAAAUCGUUUAUAUAUAUAUAUAUAUAUAUAUAUAUAUAUAUAUAUAUAUAUAUCAAUAAUUAUUUUUUUUAUUGACAUUAAAAGUCGACUUGCUAUUUGUUACCAUUCUUUUUGCAGCCUAAGAUGUUAAUCUCUCGAAACAUUUUAUCAAAGAUAAUGUAUAUUUAAGAUAAAACUAUAUUUUCUACGUAUUUUAUAUUGUGUAUAUACUAUUAAUAUUGAA